AUGAUCUUCGUGGUUCCAAGGCAUGUGCAGCCUUCUGCGUUCCAGUCAUCUGUCCGCUUCAUUGGGAGGUUCCCAUUGAAGAGUGAUAUCAACAUCACCGCAGCCGGCAAGACCAAGAUCGCGGUUGGCCAAGGCGGCCGUUCGUCAAGAACCGGAUACACCGCUACGGUUUUCGGCUCGACUGGGUUCCUUGGACGGUUGCUCGUGUCUAAGCUCGCCAAACAUGGCACCAUAACGGUCAGUCCUUACAGAAACGAGACAGCUAAGAAGCAGCUGAAGGUCAACGGUGACUUGGGAGUGGUCAACUUUGUGGAGCUCGACCUCAGAAACCUGGAAUCUAUUAGAAACAGUGUGGCUCAUUCUGAUAUCGUUUUUAAUUUGAUUGGUACCGAACAGAGUACCAAGAACUUUUCCAUCGAAGACGUGAACAUUGAAGGAGCUCGUCGUAUUGCGCAGAUUUCCAAGGAAGCAGGAGUUGCCAGAUUUAUCCAUGUUUCCUCCUAUAAUGCCGACCCAGCAUCUUCAUCUGAUUUCUACGCCUCAAAGGGUGUGGGUGAGCAAGUGGUCAGAGAAAUCUACCCAGAUGCAACCAUCGUGAGACCUUCCCCUAUGUAUGCCAGAAACUCGCCUUUCCUCAACCAGCUACUUGCCAGGAGGACUUUUGGUGAUAACAUUCUGUUCAAAAACCAGGUUUUCCCAACCCAUGGCAUCCAGGUUGCCGCUGCGCUCGAGAAGAUCGGAUUCGACGACUCCACCAGAGGCCAGACCUAUGAGCUCCAUGGAACCGAGGAAUACUCCAAGAGAGAAAUUCGUGAGAUGAUCAAGGAAGCAACUCAUCUCGGCCAGAAUGCAUGGGUUCCUGCUGCUGUUGGUUUCUACCUGCCAGCUCCCGAAAUUGUCGUCAAGGCCUUUGCCCUGCUGAGACAGUACAUCUCGUCACAGCCAAGAGUUUCGCUCGACUCUGUCAACCGUGUGAACACAAGACAGGUGUUUGAUCCUAACGCAAAGACUUUUGCUGACCUUGGAAUGGUUCCUGACGAAUUCGCAGACCUGUUCUACACAUACAUCAAGCCACACAUCACUGCUAGUUCCCAGGUCAAGAACCGUACCGUUUACGCCAGGGAAGACGUUGAGAGGCUGCGUGAUUACGUCAACACUCCAAGUGACAGCUUCAACCUAUUUAACUUGAAAUGA
This is a messenger RNA of Kuraishia capsulata CBS 1993, 1194 nucleotides long. RefSeq lists its product as uncharacterized. The transcript has a single exon. NCBI's taxonomy places the organism in Eukaryota, Fungi, Ascomycota, Pichiomycetes, Pichiales, Pichiaceae. The coding region runs from base 1 to 1194 and encodes 397 amino acids. Gene Ontology annotation, cellular component: mitochondrion. The record is from RefSeq and is a predicted model, not a curated record. Gene Ontology annotation, molecular function: protein-containing complex binding.